Paramisgurnus dabryanus is the source of this 9387-nucleotide messenger RNA. RefSeq names its product Rho GTPase activating protein 42b (gene arhgap42b). Gene Ontology annotation, biological process: signal transduction. Gene Ontology annotation, molecular function: GTPase activator activity; protein binding. The record is from RefSeq and is a predicted model, not a curated record. Lineage: Eukaryota; Metazoa; Chordata; Actinopteri; Cypriniformes; Cobitidae. Gene Ontology annotation, cellular component: cytoplasm.
GAAAGUUUGCGCGGAAGUGAAGAGAGGGAAGAAAAACUUUCACAGAAAAACUUUCGGCGUCAUGAUGAGGAUGAUAGUGAUGAUGAUGAACCGGAUCAGCCAGACUCUCUGAGAAAACAUUUUGCGUUGCGUUUACUGUUAAGACUUUGCUACAGAUCUCAUCAUCAUGGGAUUGCCGACUCUGGAGUUCAGUGACUCUUUUUUGGACAGUCCGGACUUUAGAGAAAGACUCAAAUGCCAUGAAAUCGAGCUGGACCGAACCAACAAGUUUAUUAAAGAGUUGAUCAAAGACGGAAACCAGCUGAUCAAUGCGCUUAAGAGCCUCUCUUCAGCGGUGCAGAAGUUCUCUCAGUCCUUACAGGAGUUCCAGUUUGAGUGCAUCGGUGAUGCAGAAACAGAUGAUGAAUUAAACAUCGCUCAAUCCUUUAAAGAGUUUUCCCAGCUGCUGAACACCAUGGAAGAGGAGAGAAGACGACUGAUACAGAAUGCAGAUGAUGUUUUGAUCACUCCUUUGGAAAGAUUUCGGAAAGAGCAGAUCGGAGCAGCCAAAGAGGGGAAGAAGAAAUUUGACAAGGAGACAGAAAAGUAUUACUCCACACUGGAAAAACAUCUUAACCUGUCAUCCAGGAAAAAAGAAACAGCUCUCCAAGAGGCUGACGCUCAGAUUGAUAAGGAACGGCAGCUCUUUUAUGAUGCCUCACUAGAAUACGUCUUCAAAAUACAGGAGGUUCAAGAGAAGAAGAAAUUCGAAUUUGUUGAGCCGCUUUUGGCCUUUCUGCAGGGCCUGUUCACGUUCUACCAUGAAGGUUACGAGCUGGCCCACGAAUUUGAACCUUACAAACAACAGUUACAGUUUAACCUGCAGAAUACAAGGAACAACUUUUUGAGCACAAAGCAGGAAGUUGAAAAGCUGAUGAAGAGAGUUCGGUCUGCAGAUCAAGACCAGAAGCCCCCGGGACAGUGGACCAUGGAGGGAUUCCUCUACGUCCAGGAGAAACGACCUUUGGGGUGCAAUUGGAUACGGCAUUACUGUACAUAUGAGAAGAGCCUUAAGGGCUUCAGCAUGUGCAACACCGAGACGAAGGCCACCAAUAAACAGAAUGGAGUAACAGCGAAUCUCCCAGAGACAUUCAAACUGAAGUCCUGCAUCAGGAGGAAGACAGACUCCAUUGAUAAACGCUUCUGUUUUGAUAUUGAAGUGGUCGAAAGAAAUGCCACCUAUCGUGGAACACUUUUCAGACAACUGCAAUUUUUCUUUAAAGCCCGGCAUGGCAUCAUUACCCUGCAGGCACUGUCCGAGUCCAACAGGAGACUUUGGCUCGAAGCUAUGGAUGGCAAAGAGCCGAUCUACAAUCUGCCUGCUAUUCUAAGCAAAAAAGAAGAGACAUCUUUAAAUGAGGCUGGCUUUAAUUUUGUGAGGAAGUGUAUACAGCUGGUGGAGAUGAGAGCAGGGCUCAGCACUACAGGUUUGUACAGAGUUGGAGGAAUAAACUCAAAGGUGCAGAAGCUCAUGACCACUGUCUUCUCACCCAAAGCUCCUCCAGAUAUUGAUCUUGACCCAGAAACAUGGGACAACAAGACCAUUACCAGCGGCCUGAAGAACUACCUCAGAUGUCUUUCUGAGCCUCUUAUGACAUACAAGCUCCAUUCAGACUUUCUUAUGGCUGUCAAAUCUGAUGAUCAGAACUACAGAGUUUGUGUGGUUCACGCGCUGGUGCAUAAACUACCUGAGAAAAAUAAAGAGAUGCUGGAGAUAAUAAUCAAACACUUGCUCAAUGUGUCCAUUCACAGUGAUCGAAACAUGAUGACUGUGUCUAAUCUGGGUGUGAUCUUCGGCCCAACACUGAUGCGUUCACAAGAGGAAACGGUCGCUGCCAUGAUGAACAUCAAAUUUCAAAACAUUGUGGUAGAAAUACUUAUAGAAAAUUUUGAAAAGGUAUUUCACCAGGCUCCAGACCCCAACAUCCCCUUGCCACAGCCUCAGUGUCAGGGUGGGUCCCGCAGGACCAGAGCCAUCUGCCUCACGACUGGACCACGUAAACCCAAGAGUCUCUACACACCAUCAAUGUGUCUGGCAGAUGCAGACAGUGACACGUUCAGCAGUAGUUCUGGCAGCACUCCAAUGGGAAGCAUGGAUUCGCUCUCCUCGCACUCCUCGGAGCAGAACAGCUCCUCCAAGACCCGCUCUUCACCGCAGCCCAAAGAAAAACCCCCCUUCCCCGACCUGCGACGGAGCCCUUCCUCCCUGUCCUCCGGUGAGCCACAAGCUCCCACCUGCACCAGCAGUCCAGAGCCCAACUCCAGAGAGGAUGCGGGCCGUGGGGAUGGAGACUCAGAGGAUUCCCGAAGCGUGGGAUCAAUCCCGGCCACAGCCAGGUCUUUAUCGGCACCUGCCAAAGCGCCUCACUUGGAAAUAAAACUCAGAUCGGCACAGCUUAAUCGCUUUAGUGCUCCGUCUUUGAGGUCCUUACACACCACUGCUGUUCGUAGGAGUUGUGUGGGCUCUGUACAGAGUCUAGCAUGUGGGGAGCAUAAAGAUGUCAACAGGGCCAUUAACUACCACGAUCUGCCAUCUAAAAUGGUUCUGCGUCGAAAGCAAGAUGACAACAAAUCCAGCAAUGGCUAUCAGAGGCCAGGAUCUGUGGUGGCAGCCAGAGCUUUGCUUUUUGAGAACCCAUCAGCUGUAAAAGCUCCUCCUAUUGGAAGAGAUGCCAAAGCGAUAUAUUCCUGUAAAGCUGAGGACCACAAUGAGCUGAGUUUCCCACAGGGGGCGCACUUUUCAAAUGUGUAUCCCUCAGUGGAACCCGGCUGGCUCCAGGCGACAUUUGAAGGGAAAACAGGACUCAUUCCUGAAAAUUACGUGGUCUUCCUGUGAAAUCACCCAGGCGAAGACGAGUAUUUCAUGGUAUCCAUGGCAACAUCACUUUCCGAUCUAAAGCUUUUAGUAUAUCACAAGCAUUAAGGGAUCAAUCAUAGCUCAUGUGACAUCAAAAAGUGAUAUUGAAUAAUAAGAGGUUAGGGCCCGGUUUCACAGACAUGGCUUAAGGCUAGUCCCAGACUAAAAAGCAUUUUUAAGCUGAAAAAAACACAACUUAAAAUAUGCUCAAAGUGCAUACCAGUAAUGUUUUUUUUUCAAGACACAUAUAUAAAAUCAAGGUACUUAAAGCAAUUAUUGGUCUCAUGAACAAUAAAAUUCUGUAAUUUACUCACCCUCAAACCUGUAUAAAUUUCUUUGUUUUGCUAAACACAUUCUUAAUAAAAUAAAUGUUUAUAACCAAACAGAUCUGGGGCACCAUUCACUUCCAUAGUAUUAUUUUGUCCUACUUUGAAAGGCAAUGGUGCCCCACAUCUGCUUGGUUGCAAACAUUCUUCAAAAUAUCUUCCUUUGUAUAAUAAACCAGAAAAAAGAAAUUUAUACAAGUUUGAAGCAGCUUAAGGGUGAGUAAAUUAUUUUUUUCGGUGAACUAUCCCUUUAAAUGUCCCAAAUUAACUAAGGCCUAAUCCUGGCUUAAUCUUAGCCUUGUUUGUGAAAUCGGCUCUAUAUACUGUAUGAUACGCAAGCUUUAAUUGUACAGCACAAGAAUGUGUAAUGUCUAAAUCACAGCUGUAAUUCUGCAUAAAUACAUUUUAAACUGUAAGCUGCUUGUUGGAGCCAAACUGAAUCCCGUGAUGCUCUAAUUUGCAUACAUUAAGAUCAGGACGUGUUAACGUGUGAAGCACCUGUUCUUUUUAAUUCUGCUGUCUGUUCAAAUACUGUAGUUUAGUCAUCAAAUGCAUCAGGUUGGAGAAACUGGUUGCUUUUUAUUUUAGUUAAAGUGCCUUUACUGUGUUUAUGCAUUAUCGUAAUUAACACUGAUUUGAGAUGACAACACAUGAUAUUCACAUCCUUGUUUCUGUAGCAACAGUAACAAUAUUAAAUACAUAAAAUACUGUAAAAUACAUAAUUAUAACAUUAAAUUACAUUUUAAUGCUUCUGCUAAAUAUUACAUAGCACAGAAAGUGCAAAAGUAACAGUAAUGGCAUACUGGAAGUGCUUCCGCAUGGGUUGCUGCGGUCAUGUGGUACAAAUCAUAGCUCUCAGAAAACUCCCAGUUCACAAGCUGUAAUUACCAAGUGUACGAGGACACGAGCGCUUUAUACACGUUGAAAGCUUGUAAUUACGAUAAUUAUGAUAUGGCGCGAACGCACCACUUUUUGCCUAACAGCUGUCAAAUGAACAGAAAGACGUUUAAUUGAAACCUCAGCCGUAAAAAUGUAAGAUGAUUGACACAUUUCACUUAAAUCAAAGCAUCCUGCCAUGUGAGCAUCUCUGAAGGUCUACAUGACAAAUGUUUGUAAUGUCUUUUCAAGGAAAAAUAUUCAAUUAUUUUAAUUUAACUGUAUUUAACACAUAGUACAAGGUCACCUGCAAAAAUGAAUGAAAAACAAUCAAUGAGAAUUUUCUUUAACCAUAAUAAUCAUUAUUUAUAAUUGCAAUCAGGGAAUGAAGACAAAAACGGAGUUGAAAUAACGUAAGCUUUAUUUUUAUAAUUUAUAGCAACUCACUGUAAAAAGGGAAAAGUUGGAUUAACGUUACUUAAUUACUUCGGUUGGUAACACCUAAACAUUAUAUAUAUUUUCAACUUAUAUGUGAAAAAUACUUUAAAUGAACAAUUUAAGUUGAAUUUUUUUUUUGAGCUGUUACUAAUUGAAGUAAUUUUUAAGGUUGAUCUUUUCAACUUUUUAUAUCAACAUAUAUUUUUAUGUUCCUUUAACUUAAAAAAAGUUAAAAUUCUUUAACUUAAUUAGUUAAGUUAUGUCAACUUGUAAGGGAUCCCAGGUUUCAGAAGGGGAACAAAACUGCAAUCGUUCCCGGGUUUCUGACACAAUAUGUCUGAGAGCGUUGCUAGAGUACGAAUAUAUUGUAUUGCAAUAUGGAGCGUUUAAGUGUUAACACUAAAUCAAAACUAAACAACAGAUUUGUAAAUGAAAAGGUUUAAUUACAGUACUGACUUAAAGUUACAGUUGAAAUGGUUACACUAUAAAUGCAUGAAAUGGUAAAUAAUACAAACAAUUGACUGUUUCCAAUGUAUGUGAGAUAUUACCUGAUAAAAUAGAGAACAGAGAAAGAAAGAAAGUUUAGAAGAAAGAGAACUGGAACCUGGGCCUAAUGGCCUGAACCCCAGUGAAGAAGAAAGGAAAGGGAAAAGGCCAAUGCAAAAGCCAAAAAGCCAAAGCAAAAAGCCCAGAGCUCAUAAAAACAUUGACCUUUAUCCUCUAUCUCUUGACCAUGUGACUAAACCUAACUUGAUACAUUCAAAUUGACCAAUCAGAAGAUCACCUUUAACCCCCACUGUACUUGACCAAACCCAACAAAAUACAUUCAAAUUGACCAAUCAGAAAACCACCUUAAACCCCCACUGUAUUGGAUAAACAGUUGUGACAAUAGUCUUUGAUCACUAUCAGCAUGGGGGGCUGUGACAAGUUGUGACCAGUAAUAAAUUCCUAUAUUUAUUUUUAAUCUUACAAUCCGCCCUUUGGCAACAUGGGCCAUACAUAGAAAGAUCCAUGAUGACACAGUUCAUAAGAUUAUGCUUUCAGUUGUGUGGAGUGGUCAUCUUCAGACUUAUUGUCCAAACUGGUUGCUGGUUGAUGAGACUUGAAGACGUCCUUCUCCUUUCAGCCCUGCAUGAAAGGCUUCAUCGAAUAGAAUUGCACCUUUCAUAGUUAUGCAGAUUUCCAUCGAUACUUCACACUUUCACAAGAACAGGCCCUGAAGGGGGACUUCACUUUUGUCCUUCUCUUUGAGGCAACACCCAAGAUGUAAAACAGCAGGAAUCCUCUGAUUUAAGCAAAUGGCACAACAUACAGCAAAGCAUAUGGCAUUUGUUACUCAACUUUUAAAUGGUCAGAUUGGUCUUCAGCCUUAAAUCCCUGUCAAAUACAUUAAAACAUGGUCAAGGUGAGAAUAAAAGAAAAACUAAUAAAAGCUCUUGCAUUGGUUUUAGAAACAUGUAAAUGAAAUGCUUCUUUUUAAACUUAACCAAUGUUAGUUUUAACAAACCACUUUGUCAUAAGAAGCAAUAACAACAAUAUAUUCAGUGUAACCACAUGAUAUUUAAAGAUCUUAAUUUUCCAGUGUAACCAUUAUAAAUGAAAUGAACAAAAUAAAAACAAAGAACAUGAUAGUUUUAAAUGUCUUACAUAAAAAGCAAAUUAAAUGUCAAAAUAAUAGCAAAAUUAAUGAAAUUAUUAAACAUAAAAAACUCUUUAUCAGGAUUUCAAUACUUGAGACAUAAAACUUAUCAAACUUUAUGAAAAGAAACCAAAACAGAUGCUUGACAUCAGACAGUUUAAAAUAAUGACUGAUGUGAGGCAAAUUUUGUUUGCUAUGGGAUUGAAUUUAACUGAGGCUAUGUGUGAAUACCAUGCUGCAACAAAGGUGAGAAAGAUAAAAUUGUGAUGCAAAUUUGUUCCUGUUGUUAAAACAGGGAGCCAGUUUGAUAUUAUAAGUAUGAGAUUGUAAUCUGGCUCUGUAAAUCUUCUCACACCCGUAUUUUUAGUUAGGAAGCAUGAUAAAAGUGCUACUGGAUCCUGUUGUGAGGUAAAACAUUUUCAUUAAUGCAAUUAUAUAACACAAUGUAGCCACAUGGCAUUUUUGUGCUCCUCUUUAGGGUCUUACUGCAGCUAUACAAGGAAUAGCAGAGUUUACCACUUAGGAGACAAAUCUUUCAACAUAGAAACACAUACAACUUGAAACUGGUAGACAAUUUCAAGAGCAACAGUUAUUCCAUUAACACAAGACGACUGGUCUAGAAUACAUGUAGCUUCAACAACCUCUCACUUAAAUGUUUUGUCUAACACUUACAGUGGAAACAGUCAAGUGUUUUAAGAAAUUAACUUCAUUAGCCUAUGUGUACAUACAGUACAACAAACAACUAGAAUUUGUGUUCUAUAGAAACAACAAUGCAUUACGAGCAAUUACAAAUCAGAAAAUGCAAACAGGAUCAUCUAUGAGAAUGUUAAACACAUGCUAACUGGCUGCUAAGCCACUAGCAAGUGAGGUUAACAGCUGGAGUCCUUGCAUGAACAAUGCAGUCAACUCAGUAAGAGUUUUACCUGCAAAACCAGAUUGCUUACAUCUGUCCUUAGAAAGUGAUUUCCUACAUUUCAAAUAAUAAGGUGGAGGUCUGCCCCUGCCCAGUGACCAGCAUUUCUCCUCUGUAUGGCCUAUUUUAUGACAGGAAUUACAAAGCCUGUUCAUUUUGCCACCGGGUUUGUAGCUUGGUUCUACUGGAGUUUCAGGAGGUCUGUGACUCUCUAAUGCUUCAUUCACAUCAUGCGGUUCUGUUCCAGCAUGUUGAUGCAUCACCCCAAUUGCUGAAAUAGGAACACUUUUCUGGAUUCUGGAAAAUACAUUCUCUUUAGUACAAGUAGCAUCUUUUUUAGUCCCAUUGCUGUUAAGCGUUUGGGGAGACUUAGUGUCUCGCACAAUUAGUUUAGCCCUUACAUCUGCAAUAAUGUCUUUAUAUUUCUCACACUGUUUAGCCAGGGCUAACUGCUCAGAUGAUAGUUGAUCUAUCUGAGUUUGAAGAUUUUGGAUCUUUGCCUCUGACUUUUGUAAUUCAGCAUUUUUGGUUCCCAAUUCAUCACUUUUAGCAUUCAGGGUUGACGUAAUAAUUCCAGUAUUUUUACGUAGCUGCUUGCACGUCAUGAAAUUCAAAGCCUCAAUGGUGUCAGCAUGUUUGGAUUUUCUUUGUUCAACACCAACCAUGCGCCACCAUGUGAGAAUAUCAUCAGUGGUAGCGUAGUAAUCCAGACCCUUUCUAUAUAAUUUAUAAAGUGUAGAUUCAACUUUCUCGCUCCAUAAAUCAAACAAUAUAUCAUUACUGGAGUUACUCCCUUCCAUCCCCGAGGAGAUAAUCUGAAAUAAUCUCUAACUGUACAACAAUGUUAGGAUAUUUAAGGUCCUUCUUCUGUUUCAUACAAUUCAUGCAAAUGGAGAUUUCACUAACCAUGCCAUGAAACAAUUAAACAGACUUACCCACUGUGUGGUCAGAAGGCCUUCAACACAUUCACAGGAUUAACCGUGAUAAAGUCCUCAUUCAGUUGAUCAAUCAGAGUAAAACUCAGAAAACUCACCGCAAGGGAUCCCCGUACGGGCCACCAAACUGUAAGGGAUCCCAGGUUUCAGAAGGGGAACAAAACUGCAAUCGUUCCCGGGUUUCUGACACAAUAUGUCUGAGAGCGUUGCUAGAGUACGAAUAUAUUGUAUUGCAAUAUGGAGCGUUUAAGUGUUAACACUAAAUCAAAACUAAACAACAGAUUUGUAAAUGAAAAGGUUUAAUUACAGUACUGACUUAAAGUUACAGUUGAAAUGGUUACACUAUAAAUGCAUGAAAUGGUAAAUAAUACAAACAAUUGACUGUUUCCAAUGUAUGUGAGAUAUUACCUGAUAAAAUAGAGAACAGAGAAAGAAAGAAAGUUUAGAAGAAAGAGAACUGGAACCUGGGCCUAAUGGCCUGAACCCCAGUGAAGAAGAAAGGAAAGGGAAAAGGCCAAUGCAAAAGCCAAAAAGCCAAAGCAAAAAGCCCAGAGCUCAUAAAAACAUUGACCUUUAUCCUCUAUCUCUUGACCAUGUGACUAAACCUAACUUGAUACAUUCAAAUUGACCAAUCAGAAGAUCACCUUUAACCCCCACUGUACUUGACCAAACCCAACAAAAUACAUUCAAAUUGACCAAUCAGAAAACCACCUUAAACCCCCACUGUAUUGGAUAAACAGUUGUGACAAUAGUCUUUGAUCACUAUCAGCAUGGGGGGCUGUGACAAGUUGUGACCAGUAAUAAAUUCCUAUAUUUAUUUUUAAUCUUACAAACUUAUCACAAGUCAAAACUUAAAAAGUAUGUUAAAUUGUUGAAAUGAACUGUAAAUUCAAGUUGAUAAAACUUACAAACUUAAGUGGAAAGAGUUUCUUACCAUGCAGACGCACAUUCACACCUUUAAGUUAGAGGUUGUAAUGGGUUGUGUAAUUUGUGUAACUGAGGGUUUUGCUGGACAGUUGUGAUAAAUAAGAAUUGGGGUGGUUAAAAAAGUUUUGGCAUUCACUAUUUUUGUAUCCAUCAGUUUUUACUAAUGCAAAAAAGUCCAGUUAUGUUUUUAGAUUCAGUUUCCGUGUUUGUUAAUCUUCCAGCUGUCUUAACAUUAAAUGUGGUACGGUCCAAACAUCCCCCUUUUUUAAAUGUGGACUACAGUGUGAACUUAUGUGAUGUCAUCUGCACUGUACAGUCAUACAAAAUUGUAUCAUAAAAGCAAUAUACAUUUGAAAUGUUCAAGUUUUAUAUAUAAAUAUGAUUUUUUAUUUUGUGAAUCAUGUAAUUUUUGUCCGCCAAUAAAUUUGUUUGCAAAA